AUGAACGUUUGUAAAACUCAUCUUCCGUUGAAAAAUUUUCUUUUCAUCUUGGGCCUAGCUUUUUAUUUGGCUGAGGUUAAGGCAACCCCAUCAAAAGGUAUCUACGACUAUGGUGAUGUUCUUCACAAGUCGAUACUGUUCUACGAGGCUCUACGUUCUGGGGAUAUCCCGGAAGCUACUAAUCGUAUACCGUACAGAGGUGAUUCAGCUUUAGAUGACCAGGGAUUCUAUGGAGAAGACCUCACAGGAGGCUGGUAUGACGGUAUUAACCAUGUUAAGCACGGACUACCAAUGGCAUCGAGUGUGAUAAAUCUGGCUUGGGGAAUGAUUCAAUACAAAGACGCCUAUGUCGAUGCCGGUGCAUGGGAGUAUGGUUUAGAAAGCAUCAAAUGGGCGACGGACUACUUUAUUAAGUGUCAUACUGCUCCAGAUGAAUUCUAUUAUCAGGUUGGCACUAAACAGCUCGAUAGCACCCACUGGGGGCGCCCUGAAGAAAUGGACAUGCCUCGACCUCCAGAGAUGGUAAAUACUACCGUUCCUGGGUCAGAUGUCGCCGGACAGACCGCCGCCGCAUUGGCUGCCUCUUCAAUUGCGUUUCAAACAGAAGAUCCAGCGUACUCUACCACUUUGCUAGAGCAUUCAAAACAGUUAUUUACUUUUGCCAAUACAUACCGAGGUCUGUAUCCGGGUACCGAUUACAGGUAA
Molecule: messenger RNA, 705 nt
Organism: Saccoglossus kowalevskii
Lineage: Eukaryota; Metazoa; Hemichordata; Enteropneusta; Harrimaniidae
Product: endoglucanase 22-like
Source: RefSeq, a predicted model, not a curated record